UCACACUAACUUUACAAACUAAACUGAAAGCUAGUGAGCAUUGUAGGAAGAUACUCAUCGAUCAAAAUGUUGAAGCUUUUGGUUAGUAGAGCAGCUAGGGUUUCGACUUCGCGCAACCACAACGGUUUUGCUGCAUUCACUUUCUCUAGAUGUGUUCAUUCAUUGCAAUUUGCAACUGUAGAAGCAGAAGAGAUAUCGGGUUCUAAGCCUGCUGAAGUUUUGAAUCUGGUGCAAGGUAAAUGGGUAGGGUCUUCAAAGUGGAAUACAAUUGUAGAUCCCCUAAAUGGAGACUCAUUUAUUAAUAUUGCUGAAGUUGACGAAACAGGCAUUCAGCCCUUUGUGGAAAGCUUGUCCAGCUGUCCCAAGCAUGGUGUACACAAUCCUUUUAAGGCACCAGAGCGAUAUCUCAUGUAUGGAGAUAUAUCUACUAAGGCAGCUCACAUGCUAUCUCUUCCUAAGGUUUCAGAUUUUUUCACAAGGUUAAUUCAAAGAGUUUCUCCAAAGAGCUACCAGCAGGCUUUUGGGGAAGUGUACGUGACACAAAAGUUUCUAGAGAACUUUUGCGGGGAUCAGGUUCGUUUCCUAGCAAGGUCUUUUGGCGUACCUGGAAAUCAUCUUGGGCAGCAAAGUCAUGGUUUUCGUUGGCCAUAUGGUCCUGUGGCAAUUAUUACUCCUUUUAAUUUUCCCUUAGAGAUUCCUGUUCUUCAAUUGAUGGGUGCACUUUAUAUGGGCAACAAACCAGUCCUUAAAGUUGAUAGCAAGGUGAGCAUUGUCAUGGAACAAAUGUUGCGCCUGCUUCAUUCUUGUGGCUUACCUGUGGAAGAUGUUGACUUCAUAAAUUCAGAUGGGAAGACAAUGAACAAGCUGUUGCUGGAGGCAAAUCCACGAAUGACCCUUUUUACUGGUAGUUCAAGAGUGGCUGAAAAGUUGGCGGUUGAUUUGAAGGGCCGUGUUAAAUUGGAAGAUGCUGGAUUUGACUGGAAAAUACUGGGUCCUGAUGUCCAUCAGGAAGAUUACAUUGCGUGGGUAUGUGAUCAAGAUGCAUAUGCGUGCAGUGGUCAGAAAUGCUCGGCUCAGUCAUUAUUAUUUAUGCAUGAGAACUGGUCUAAAACUUCGUUGCUAUCAAAGUUGAAAGAUCUUGCAGAAAGAAGAAAGCUGACAGACUUGACAAUCGGCCCAGUCCUCACAGUUACUACUGAUUCAAUGCUUGAACAUGUCAAUAAAUUGCUUGAGAUACCCGGAUCAAAGCUGCUUUUCGGAGGUCGACCUUUGGAGGAUCAUUCAAUUCCGUCUAUUUAUGGUGCGAUUAAACCAACAGCUGUUUAUGUUCCUCUUGAAGAAAUUAUGAAAGAUAAGAAUUUUGAGCUUGUGACAAAAGAAAUAUUUGGACCGUUUCAGGUUAUUACUGAUUACAAAAAUAGCGAACUAUCAGUUGUAUUGGAUGCUUUGGAAAGAAUGCAUAACCAUUUAACGGCUGCUGUAGUUUCAAACGAUCCUUUAUUUUUGCAGGAAGUUAUUGGGAAGUCGGUAAAUGGUACUACUUAUGCUGGUUUAAGAGCAAGGACUACCGGAGCACCACAGAAUCACUGGUUUGGACCCGCCGGUGAUGCAAGAGGCGCGGGAAUUGGAACACCAGAGGCCAUAAAACUUGUAUGGUCUUGUCACAGAGAAGUUAUCUAUGAUUAUGGGCCGGUGCCAAAGAAUUGGGAAAUUCCUCCAUCCACUUGAAAACAGAUUCCUAUGAUAAGAAUAAUAAAAGGAGGAAUGCAAGGGUCCUAUUUCUGACAGAAACAUUGAGAUUAGGAUUGUAAAUGGGUAGGUUAUGUUGUGUGACCCGCACUACAUUUUUAGAUUUUUAAAUAAGUUUAUGGAAAUCGAGUUUUGAUUAGGCUUUUUUAAUUAUAUUGAUUGAGGUUCUGACAUGAUAAAAUGGAAGGAACUUUCGUUGAUGCCAAACAGACUAGAAUAAAUCAUGAACAAUCUAAAUUUAAAGAAUUGGAUAGGUACUUCUUUUGCACAA
This is a messenger RNA of Vigna radiata var. radiata (mung bean), 2020 nucleotides long. Its product is annotated as probable aldehyde dehydrogenase. Bases 67 to 1728 code for a protein of 553 amino acids. NCBI's taxonomy places the organism in Eukaryota, Viridiplantae, Streptophyta, Magnoliopsida, Fabales, Fabaceae. The record is from RefSeq and is a predicted model, not a curated record. Gene Ontology annotation, cellular component: mitochondrion. The transcript has 16 exons. Gene Ontology annotation, molecular function: L-glutamate gamma-semialdehyde dehydrogenase (NAD+) activity; aldehyde dehydrogenase (NAD+) activity.